This is a messenger RNA of Alternaria alternata, 2243 nucleotides long. RefSeq names its product HET-domain-containing protein. The coding region runs from base 54 to 1988 and encodes 644 amino acids. The record is from RefSeq and is a predicted model, not a curated record. NCBI's taxonomy places the organism in Eukaryota, Fungi, Ascomycota, Dothideomycetes, Pleosporales, Pleosporaceae. The transcript has a single exon.
UGAUACGACAAACCUAUUGACUUCCUGUAUUAUGGGAACUUGCUACCAAAAGGAUGUCCACACGCAGCACUACGUCGCCUUCUCCACCUCCUGAAGCUAAGCGACAACAAAAAGUCGAUGAAGAACUAGCCUACACGAUCUACGAACCACUCCCACAUGGCGAGUUUAUACGUGUUCUAAAACUCCAGCCUGGCAAAACCGAAGACGACAUCCAGUGCAGCCUCGAAAUCAUUGACAUAGGAACGUCAAAGGACGCAUACGAGGCGAUAUCGUACGUUUGGGGCGACACCAAACACACUGUCGACGUAUGGUGCAACGGGGUGCAGGUUCUGAUUACCGUCAGCCUUGCGGAUGCUCUUCGAAACUUUCGACAUCCUUCCGAGCCUCGACUACUUUGGGCGGAUGCCCUGUGUAUCAACCAAAAAGAUGACCAAGAAAAGGGACAUCAGGUCAAGAGAAUGGGUGAAGUGUACGCCAACGCGAAGUGUGUACUGGUCUGGCUCAGAUGUGAUGUCAACAAUGUCGCCGCAGAUACGUUCGCUCUGAUUUGCGAGGCCAACGCCUAUUUUGGGGACUCGUUGGUGAAGGCGGGCAAGAAAGCCUCCAGAAUGGACCUAUUCGAGAAACCCUAUCCUAUCAGCAUGGACCCGGACAGAUGGUCAGGGGUCGUCAACCUCUUCAAGUUUCCAUGGUUCGAACGAGUAUGGACUGUUCAGGAAGUCGCUGUCGCCGCCGAAUGUCGCAUGUUCUGGGGCCCAGCCAGCGUCGACAUAGCCGAUGUACUGGAGAUAUGUGUGUGGCUUAGUAGAAAACCAGACUUGUACCUCACCGUUCAAGGAAUUGUUGGGAGCAUUCAACAUCGUUAUGGUCGCGAACUGGCACUUUACUUUCACUAUAAUACCAACCGGCCAGUAUCAUGGCAACAAUCUCGAGCUGGAUUAGCCUAUACAGCCAUUAGGUACAAAGAACAGACUCUAUGUGGAAUCCUUGCUGCCUCUCGAACUCUACAGGCUACAGAUCCUAGAGAUCACGUCUACGCAUUCUUGGGCUGUCCAGUCGCCAAGGACGGAAAGGGUCGAACGCUGGUAGACGCAGAUUACACGUCCUCGAUACACGUCCUAAAUAUUCGUCUCGCCUACGCGCUGAUGAAAAGCCCCACAGAAGGACCAUCUCUACUCUCAGCCGUUCGUCACAAGAGUAGAGAGAAUCUUCUGAACAGUGGUUAUCCAUCGUGGGUACCAGCAUGGCAUAUUAAUCCAGGGCGUUACAUCCGAGUGAUGGAUCCAAAAUACUGGUACAGCGCGAGUGGGACUACGAAGUUCUUUGCAACCAUUAGCCCUGACGAAGAAGACUUCUUGACGGUCGGAAGUUUCAUAUUUGACAAAGUCGUCUGGAGUUCCAACACGAUACAGGUUGAUGGAACAGGCUUGAGCUACACACAUCCGAACCCAACGGCCUACGAAUCAGACGAGUUGCCCAUCGAUACCUUAUUGAAUCAUGUAUUUCAAACAGCGACUGGAUUGGGACUUGCAAUACGUCGAGAAGACAUUGUUCGUACAUUGGGGUUGGGCUAUCCGGCACAAAGUUCUAGUCGUUCUGUUUCUUUUAGACGUCAAGAAGAGGAACUGGAAGCAUACAGAAAAAAGACCCGCCUAACCCGCUCGAGUGGUGUGGAGACGGCGAAGUGGAUGGUAAAAGAGAAGAAACGUGCACUAGACUUCGAACGGAAUCUGAGAACAUGCGACCGCUCAAAGAUAUUUUUGACAGAAAACGGGCGAUUAGGGAUGAUACCGCACGGUGAACUAGUCAAGGUUGGCGAUUUAUGUUGUAUCAUUUUUGGUGCAAUCGUCCCUUUUCUUCUUACACCAGCGAAAGAGGGCCGGCACAAGCUCGUAAGCGGUUGCUAUAUACACGGCGCAAUGAAUGGGGCAGUCGUACAACAGUUCGCUGGGAGCGACCUCAGUGACUGUCGCAUAAUUAUCGAAUAGGUUCUCAUACAGCAUUGUUCACCUGUUUCUUUGCUCUCAGACGGUUUUGAUGUUUUCAUGCGACGCGGUGUAUCUCGAUGUGAUUGUGAGUAACACGAAACCCUCAAAAGGUUUCUGAAGCAUACAACAACACGUAUCGCAGUACUCUGUGUUCGUCAUUACGGCUUAGGAUGUUCUUUACCUAGAUCUGAUACCUAAAGUCUGGUUCGCGAUCUGUGUAUUGCUUUCCAGCAGGCAUAAUAUAUCCUCGUGCAA